GCUGCCGCUGGUCGGAUACAGCGAGCCACCGUCCAGAAAUGGUGUAGAAUAUCAGGAAAAACGGCGAGGGAGCGCUGCCAGAAAGAGGAGCGAGGCUACGAGACUUUCGACAACGGCACAGGAGAGCCAUUCAGAAGAGCAGGGGGUCAAAGGUCAGAAGAGCAGAGGGCACCAUGGAGAGUGAGCCGGGGGCCCCUGCCUCCACGGCCAGCAGCACCGGGACCACCACCUCCACCACCAGCUCCUCCAGCACCACAGCUGCCAGCAGCAGCACUAGUAGUACCUCUAACACUACUGCUACUACUUCUACCACUUCCACUAGCAGCAGUAAUGGCAGUAGCAGCAGUAGCAGUAAUAACACUAUCAGUGGUUCCAGUAGUAGUUCUACAACAGGAAGACAGGCAGUGCCUCAGAUAUCUGUUUACAGUGGAAUACCAGACCGACAAACAGUGCAGGUGUUCCAGCAGGCACUACACAGACAGCCUAACACGGCAGCGCAGUACCUGCAGCAGAUGUACGCUGCUCAGCAGCAGCAUCUGAUGUUGCAAACUGCAGCCCUCCAGCAGCAGCACAGUCUCAGCACCGCUCAGCUCCAGAGCCUGGCUGCUGUACAGCAGGCCAGUAUCGCUGCUGGACGGCAAAGCUCCUCACAGAAUGGCACUUCAUCUCAGCAGACAGGAUCGACUCAGGCUACGAUUAACCUGACCACCUCCCCAGCAGCGGCUCAGCUGAUCAGCAGGGCCCAAAGCAUUAGUUCCACUCCCACUAGUAUUUCCCAGCAGGCUGUUCUACUGGGCAGCCCAUCCAGCCCCACUCUCACGGCCAGCCAGGCACAGAUGUACCUGCGUGCACAGAUGGCCCAGCAGAGUAACCUGGUGCAAGUGGCCAGGAGCCUGGGCCGGGCUGUUCCCCUGUCCCCUCAGCUCAUCUUCACUCCAACAGCCACAGUGACUGCUGUCCAGUCGGAGAGCUCCACACAGGCCUCCUCACAGAAUCAGGUCCAGAACCUGGCCAUACGUGGCCAGCAGGGGGCGACCACAUCUUCCUCUCAGGCUCAGACCCUGCAGGCUCUCAGUCUGAAGCAGAGCCCUGUGCCUAUCCAGCCAACGUCAUUGAUCAAGAAUCCCAGCCAGGGGACGCAGGGCACCACAGGAGGGAAGGCCAGCACCUCCGACAGCUCCUCUGAUGGAGGGAAGAAGGGAGAUGGUGCAGCAGUCACAGAAGUCCGAGCUAUAAACAUGAGCCGCAGUGUUACGGCCGUCAGUGCUCAGCCUCUCCUUGCUCCAGCGUACACCCAGAUUCAGCCGCACUCCCUGGUUCAGCAACACAAGCAGCAGCAACAGCAGCAGCAGUUUGUGGUCCAUCAGGGUCAAGGUUCCCAGAAGACUCCGGGCCAGCUGCUGCAAACAGCCUCCAUUCAGCCUUCACAGCACCCUGUCCCCGUGCUGCCCAAACCUGCUCCACACCACCCCUCUACACCCAGCCAACAGGCCACCAUCUUCCACUCCACCAUCAGCCCCCAUGCCCUCCACUCCUCCCUCAGCCAUGCCAAAACUCAGCCCGUCCAGCUUACGGCUAUCAACCUUCAAAUACAGCCAACGGCCUCUCGACUGGUUCAGGACAGUAAAGAUAAACCAACCUCACUUGUGGUGAGGGAAACAUGUCCGACCCCCUCCUCACAGCAGCAGCAGCAGCAGAAGCAGCAGCAGCAGCAGCAACAACAGCAACAACAGCAACAACAACAACAACAGCAACAACAGCAGCAGCAGCAGCAGCAGCCUGCACCUUUGCCAUCACAACCCACCAAGUCUGUAGAACAGCCCAAGGUCGACCCAGCUACACCAGCUGUUCAGCCACAAGGAGGGGGCUCAACCAAGAAGCAGAGUGCUGCACCUGGGACUCCACCUCCAGCCAUGACCUCAGGAAAUGAGAGCGAGGCGCCCAGCGUGACGGGCAGCGCGCCGCAGAACGGGGAGAACAAACCGCCCCAGGCCAUUGUCAAGCCCCAGGUCCUCACACAUGUCAUCGAAGGCUUUGUCAUCCAGGAGGGAGCCGAGCCGUUCCCGGUCUGUGUGGAGCGUCUGCCCAUUCUUAUCGACAGCCCGAAGAAGCUGGAUCAUCAGCUCUCCUCAGACCCUGACAAAACCCCGGUCAGCAACGCAGCAAACACCGACUCCGAGCCGGAGGACAUGAACCAGCCUGAAAAAGAAGAAGAACCGAAGCUGACAUGUGAAUACUGCGGCUGGGUCGACUUUGCCUACACCUUCAAGGGCUCUAAAAGAUUCUGCUCCAUGGUUUGUGCAAAGAGGUACAAUGUGGGCUGUACCAAGCGGAUAGGCCUUUUCCGUCCAGAGAGGAGUAAACCAACGAAUCGCUGGCGUAGAAGAUCUCAGGGUCGUUCCAGUAUAGAGGCUAAGAAGCAGAAGCUGUCCCCCUCACCACAGCAGACUCAGGGCGGUUCUGUUUCCUCACCACAUCCCUCACAGCCCAGUCAGGAGGAGUCCAGCCCGUGUUCGGACAUGUCCAGCUACGAGGAGCCGCCGUCUCCCCUGUCAGCAGCCAGCUCAGGACCCCUGGCUCCUGCCCCGGCCCCAGCUCAGGUCCACAGACAGCCGAGCAGGGCCUCGGACCAAGAGGGCUGUGCCGGGAGAGAUGCACCUUCGCUCUGUCAGCGCUUCUUACCCAACGACCCUGCAAAGUGGAACGUGGAGGAAGUUUAUGAGUUCAUCCGUUCACUGCCAGGUUGUCAGGAGAUAGCAGACGAGUUUCGGUCUCAGGAGAUAGAUGGACAGGCCUUGCUCCUGUUAAAGGAGGACCACCUCAUGAGCACCAUGAACAUUAAGCUGGGGCCUGCGCUCAAGAUCUUUGCACGCAUCAACAUGCUUAAAGACUCAUAGCAGGAAAGUGUUUGCGUGCAUGGAUCUGAGUGCAUCUGUGUUUGUAUGUUUUGUGUGAGUGUAUGUGUGAGAGAGAGAGGGAGAGGGGAGCAGCGAGUGAAACCUUAGCACAGGGCAAAGGAUGCGUCAUUGUAGCACUGACAGCACAGAGUACUGACUGCACUAUGACCUCGCCUUCACGCCACUACUGGACUGGUUCCUUUGAUACAGGAUCUCACUCUGGCUGGACUCGACCCCACAAACUGCUCAUGCUCACCUGCGCCAGCUCAGCAACCAUGUGACUAUUGAAACUUUGGCUACUGGAACUGAUGGUGGAUUCACCAGUGGCGGCAUGAGCACUUGAAUUGUACUGGCCUGCAGUGUGAGAUGGAAGCUGUUAACAUGCACUCACAGGAGUUAAGCAGUUGUUUGCUAGUUAGAAACAAUGUUCAGGAGCCACAGUGAGAGCGGUGCCAAAAUUCCAAAAUGUGGAAUCUCUCAUUAAAUGACAGAGAAUAUAAUUGAUCGAUGUGGUAGAACAGCUAGUUUUCACGUAUGCGAGCUGUAUCUGUUUAUCUGAUCUGGAAAAGAAACACGUUGCAGACGCAGGUGCAAAUGAAUACAGAACGCGUUGCAGCCGCACUGCUAUCAGUUCCACCAGACUUGGUUUUGAGGUGGUCUGGCUCACGCUGUGAUCAGAUUUCAAUCAAAUGCCAAACAGAGAGAGAGAUGGGGUACAACGUGCAACAAAGGUCGUUCCGGUUUAUGGUCAGCACCUUAAGCCCAGAGGCCACCAGGGUUCCCCUGGUCUGGGCGCAAAAACGCAAGGUGAACGAUCACAUAACUAAGUAUUUUCUGGCUCUCUCAAGCCUGUCACAAAGCUACGACUCCUUCCUCUGCAAAGGGAAAGUAAGUAGAGCUCAUAUAACAGCAUUGCUUUCACAUGCUGUGCUCUGUACCUGUUUUGGAUCUGAUCAUAAUAAAAGCGGAAUUAACAUAACAAGGGCAUUCAUUAAUACCAGGUGUGGAUGCAGGGGGCAGCAAGAGGCCUUUAUCAAAUGUCAUUAACAUCGAAACACAGAUUCCAUGAUAACAGCAGGUGUAAAUGGGGCAGUUCAAUUCAGUGGAGUUAAAAAAAAAAAAAAGGCUGAAAGAACGAGCAGUGCCAGAGUGCACUCCCUGUUCAGCUGUGUCUGGACUGGGUCAUGCUGCAACACAGUCAUUGCUGAAUUGAGGCAUUGAGACGCACAUGAGUGAAGUCUGAAUUUAUUAUUAUUAUAUUAUUAGACAUGUUAUUUGUACAGUUUUGUUAGCGUGUGAAUGAGGGAGAAAUGGCUGUGUGUGUGUGUGUGGCUGGGAACAGAAGAUUGCAUUCAUUAAUUUGCUCAUUUUUAUUCAGUAGAUGCUCCUUUGCCUUUUCUCACAAUAAGACUCUCGCCGCUCUCGAAUACAAUGCCAGAAUGCAGAGAAACCGUUUAAGCAGCUUCUUUUGUGACAUUGAUUUUCCUUUCAUGAGGACCUUGCCAGUUUUCCCCGUAGAUUUAAACUGCUUACAAAUGAUUUUUUUUUUUUUUGCUGCUUUUUCAAAAUGAUUUACUAAAAUAUGACAUCGAUUUCUUGUCUCUGUUUCAUAGGACACUAAGUUUUCCAAGGAACAAUUUGAGCCCUGCUUUUGGCACUUAUUUUCUUUUCUUUUUUUUAAAUUUGCUUUAUAUGAGGCACCUAAAGUGAGAGUGGCAUUGGUGCAGUAAUUCAAACAAGUUUAUAUGUACAUAGCAGCUCAAGUGAGGAAAGAGACUGUAAUGAAGUGUGAAACUUUGUCUUUUUUUUUCUUUGUAAGUUAUCCUUGUUAUUUUAAAACAGAAAUUUAAUGGUGUUCAAUAUUUAGAAAUAUGCAAAUAUAUAAAUAUCAUGGCCUGGGAGUUGUUUUUUUAAUGUUUUUUUUUUCUAAUGAAAUUAUGAUCAUAUCUAUUUGUGUUUUGUGGCUGUGAUGGAAGGUGAACUUUUUUAGAUAAUGCUUUGUUAAAUGCUUGUAUUUAUCAAAAACAGUUUGUUACACAACAUUUUGCAAUUAUAAAUAAUUUGCAGUA
Messenger RNA from Toxotes jaculatrix (banded archerfish), 4966 nucleotides. It is a transcript of the gene phc2b, whose product is annotated as polyhomeotic homolog 2b (Drosophila). The coding region runs from base 174 to 2897 and encodes 907 amino acids. The record is from RefSeq and is a predicted model, not a curated record. Gene Ontology annotation, molecular function: zinc ion binding; protein binding. The transcript is spliced from 15 exons. Gene Ontology annotation, cellular component: PRC1 complex; nucleus. NCBI's taxonomy places the organism in Eukaryota, Metazoa, Chordata, Actinopteri, Toxotidae.